AUGGUCGAACUACCGGAAUUUAAAGCUACUUCGCUUGAGGAGAUUCCCGCGCGCGUUUCCACGGCCCGCAAGGCGUUUAAUGAGAACAAGACCCGCGACUUGGAGUUCCGCCUCGUCCAGCUGCGCAAGCUGUACUGGGCCAUCAAAGAUAAUGAAGAGGCCAUUAUGGAGGCCUGCGCCCAGGACCUGCACAAGCCUCGGUUCGAGACCAACCUGGGAGAGAGCGGAUGGCUCCUGAACGACAUUGUCUUCACGACGCGCAACCUGCACAAAUGGGCCAAGGAUGAGAAGGCCUCCGAUAUCGAUCUCGCCUUCAAGUUCAUGAGCCCCAAGAUCAGAAAGGAUCCUCUGGGCACUGUGCUGGUCAUUGGUGCCUUCAACUUCCCCUUCCAAUUGACUCUCGGCCCCGCCAUCGGUGCCAUCGCCGCCGGAAACACAGUGGUGAUCAAGCCUAGCGAAAAUGCUCCCGCCAGCGCGGCUCUCAUGCAGAAGAUCAUCGAGGCGAGUCUCGACCCCUCGUGCUACACAAUCAUCCAGGGUGGUAUCCCCGAGACACAAGCCCUGCUUGCCGAACGGUGGGACAAGAUCUUCUUCACAGGUGGCGCCACCGUCGGACGCAUCAUCGCCAAGGCCGCUGCCCAGCAUAUGACCCCCGUCGUGCUCGAGCUAGGCGGUAUCAACCCGGCCAUCGUGUCCAAGAGCGCGAACCCGCGUCUCGUCGCCCGCCGCAUGCUCUGGGGUAAGCUCCUGAACGCCGGCCAGCUCUGUACCUCGCAGAACUACAUCCUGGUCGACAAGUCGCUCGUUCCGGAGGUCGUACAGGAGUUCAAGAAUGCGUACAAGGAGUUCUACCCCCAGGGUGCUAAGGGCUCGCCUGAUUACGCGAGCAUCGUCAACGAGACCGCCUUCGCUCGUCUCAAGUCCAUGCUUGAUAAUACCAAGGGCCAGAUCCUUAUGGGUGGCACCAUGGAUGAGAAGGAGCUGUUCAUCGAGCCGACCGUUGUCCAGGUUGACUCGGUUGAUGACUCCCUGUGCUCGCAGGAGAGCUUCGGUCCCUUCAUCCCCAUCUUGCCUGUGGAGAACCUCGACGAGGCUAUCAGGCUGGCCAAUGGUGUCCAGAGCACGCCGCUGGGUCUCUACCCCUUCGGUAACAAGGCCGAUGUCGAGAAGAUUGUGUCUUCCACCCGCUCUGGCGGCGUUUCCUGCAAUGACGCUGCGCUGCACAUCCCAACCCUGCCCUUCGGCGGUGUCGGCGAAAGUGGCUACGGUGCUUACCGCGGCCGCUCCAGCUUUGAUGUCUGGGUGCACCGCCGCCCCAUCACCUCCACCCCAAGCUGGCUGGAGUCUGUCCUGGCUAUCCGAUACCCACCGUACGCCGGAAAGAUCAGCAAGUUCAAUGCUGCCAGCACCUUGCACCCCGACUUUGACCGCAACGGCAACAAGCUGAGUCUCGGCUGGCUGCGCUGCAUCUUCACUUUGGGUGGAGGCAGUGCGAAGGCUGGAGCCGCUAGAGCUACUGCUCUUGCUGCCAUUGCCUACAUCGUCCUACAGGUCCUCGAACGCCGAUCUUCGAAAUUGUGA
Messenger RNA from Penicillium samsonianum, 1581 nucleotides. Its product is annotated as hexadecenal dehydrogenase. Gene Ontology annotation, biological process: aldehyde metabolic process. Gene Ontology annotation, cellular component: cytoplasm. Gene Ontology annotation, molecular function: aldehyde dehydrogenase (NAD+) activity. The coding region runs from base 1 to 1581 and encodes 526 amino acids. The record is from RefSeq and is a predicted model, not a curated record. NCBI's taxonomy places the organism in Eukaryota, Fungi, Ascomycota, Eurotiomycetes, Eurotiales, Aspergillaceae. The transcript has 5 exons.